AUGGGAGGCAUAAAACGUAAAAUAAAAAUCGAGAAAAUCGAAAAGAAAAAUGCAAUAUCGGUUGCUUUCACAAAACGUCGUAACGGUCUCUUCCGCAAAGCUUCUGAGCUCUGUCUUCUCUCUCCAGCAACUCAAAUCGCAAUCUUAGCGACUCCUCCUUCUUCCAACUCUCACGCUUCUUUCUACUCCUUUGGACAUUCCUCUGUUGAUCACGUUGUCACUUCUCUGCUUUACGAGCAGUCUCCUCUUCCGACAAACCAAGAGAACAAGCAAGGGUCAGGAUUAGGGUUUUGGUGGGAAGACGAAGCCUUUGACAGAUCAGAGAACUUAGAAGAGCUGAAAGAUGCUACCGAUGCGGUUUCAAGGAUGUUGAACAAUGUUAGGCUUCGUUUAGAUACCAUGAAGAGUAAUAAUCAAAGAGAUGGAGGUUUAGUGAUUCACCAGGAGGAGGUUCCUCAGCUUCUUAACACGAAGACGAACAACAACGAAGAGACGACGAAUCAAAUUACUGAAUUUGAAGGAACUUCUGGUUCUGAAAGUUUGGUAAAGAAUGAUGAUGAUAUUCUGCGUCUUGAUGAUUUUUUUACUGAUCUCAAGAUUGAUCCAUUAUUUUGA
This is a messenger RNA of Eutrema salsugineum, 615 nucleotides long. Its product is annotated as agamous-like MADS-box protein AGL97. Gene Ontology annotation, molecular function: RNA polymerase II cis-regulatory region sequence-specific DNA binding; DNA-binding transcription factor activity, RNA polymerase II-specific; protein dimerization activity. Bases 1 to 615 code for a protein of 204 amino acids. The record is from RefSeq and is a predicted model, not a curated record. Gene Ontology annotation, biological process: regulation of transcription by RNA polymerase II. The transcript has a single exon. Lineage: Eukaryota; Viridiplantae; Streptophyta; Magnoliopsida; Brassicales; Brassicaceae.